Messenger RNA from Drosophila obscura, 5504 nucleotides. Its product is annotated as flocculation protein FLO11. NCBI's taxonomy places the organism in Eukaryota, Metazoa, Arthropoda, Insecta, Diptera, Drosophilidae. Gene Ontology annotation, biological process: protein dephosphorylation. The record is from RefSeq and is a predicted model, not a curated record. Gene Ontology annotation, molecular function: protein tyrosine phosphatase activity. The transcript is spliced from 8 exons. Bases 1319 to 5002 code for a protein of 1227 amino acids.
ACCAAAGCGUGUUUGGCCAUCGAACGAGACGGACGUGUGUGCUCUCUGCUGCUGCUGUCGGGGCUUCGUACAUGGAUAUUUGGUGUGUGUUUUGUUGUUGAAUAAAUAUACAAGUGUUUAGCAGAGACGAGGCACAAACAAAAAAUUAAAAUUAAUGCGAAGUGUGUUCUAUUAUACGGAAAUCGAGUGAAGUGCAGUCCAAGUCCCGUAAAGUGAGAAUAAAAAGCCCGCAAAACAAAAGCAAAAAGCAACAGACGACCGGAAAAAGCGCGCGUGUGUGUUUGGCGGGGGCGCAGGAGGAAAGAAAUAGGAAAAAGAGUCGCCUGCUGAAAGUGUAUGUUAUUCCAGUGAAAUAUGUUAAUUAAAAUUGCCAUUAGUUGCAAUUGGAUGGCAAUUUCCAGCCAUUAGCAUUAGAAAUCGCGCGAGUCACAAGUGUUUAAUACCUGCUGAGAGAGUAAAUCGGAGAAUUGCAAACUAAAUAAAACAACAACAAGAACACUCCAUCCCAUUCUAUUGUUGUUGGCAACGCGGAAGUCGCUCCAAAGUUCGAAGUAAAUAAAGCCAAAAAAAAUAAAGUGUGUUUCAACAACAAUAAGCCAUUAAACCGUUAACAAAAGUGCUGAAAUAGUUCAUUUACAAUUGGAGCUACCUGCGGCUGCUGCUAAACGGAGUGGGCAGGGGGGAGCACUACUCUCCAGAAGUCUGUAAAAAACAUUUUGGUUGCACAACAUGGCAGCGAGGAAAACCCCAAGGAAUGGCAAUGAAAAUGGACUUUUAAGCCACUGAACUCACAACACAGAAAGAGAAACAGAAAGAGCGCGUUUAAGGGCCCAAAUUAGAAUUGUUCACUUGACCCACAGACACAGACAGACAGACACGACAGAAGGGGCCAAGCAACAGCGCGAGUGAGAGUGCAACAGAGACAGAGCUAGAGACAGAGACAAAAUGCGUGCGGGCCGUUGGCUAAACGAUGGCUUAGUGCUGGUCGCCGUCUUGCUUUUGGCCGUAACGCAGGCACGUUUCAUUGCGAAAAGAGAAACGCCUGGCGGGUGGCAUAGAGGCGACCACUGCGACUGCCAAUAUUUCGAUUGGCAGUGCCACAGCUGCUUCCCGUGACCCUGACAUUGUUAGCGAGGAAGCAACAGCAGCAGCAGCAGCGGCGCCAGAGACACAAGCUGUGGAGGCGCUGAAGCAUGAAGAAGAACCUCCAGCCAAGGAAAAUCCUGCCGCAACAACAGAAGGCACAGAGGAAGGAGCAGCAGCAGCGGCAGCAGAAGCAGUCGCUAAUGCCAGUCGAUCCACGGAGCAUGGACGGGCCAUGCAGUUGGCAUCCAGCACAGAAGCACAGCCGCCCCCUUCGGUGACGCCCAUGAAGCUGCGAGCACUGGCCAAGAGCACGACGCCACUGCCCUUCGCCUCCAACGAGAAUGCCAUUGAAGAGUCCACUUCGACGAUCCGCCAAAUGCCGGAGAAGCGAGCAAAAUUCAUCAGCGAAAACUCCACCAAUGCGCAGCAGCUGCUGCUGCCCAACACGGCGGAGGUGUGGAGUCUGGCGGGCAUGAAGUCGGUGCCAAAGAGUCCUACGCUAGCCCUGGACAUCGCUACUCCCAGCCCAGAGCAUGCCACAGCCAGAGCCACAGCCACGGAGAAUUCAACAACGAUAUUUGUUGCACCCUUUCUGCACGCAAACAGCUCGGCUGCAGAGCUCACCAACGACAUCGAGGAGCCGCCACAGAACCAAACGGAGCUGCACCAGGAGAAGAAUCUGCUGGACUGGCAGCAGAUUGCACUGAUGCAAGCCCCACCGAGAAUCGAACCAGAAUUUGCAGUCAGCACCACACUGGACGCCACCGAAGAGGCCAUGCAGGGCACCACAGAGUCCUUGGAGGAGUCGUCUGCGACUCCUGAGAAAAAGGAGACGACGACAGUGGCUGCUGGAGGGGGCGGGGGAGGACUCAAUCUGACAACGUCAGCAGCGCCUGCUCGUGUCAUGGAAACCACAACUGUGGCCAGGGAAUCCAUGGAGCAGGAGGUGAGGUGCUCACAUCCACUGCCAGGGCGCAGACCUCAACCAGUGUCCGUUCAGCGGAGCUUGAGGCAGACUGCAGCUGCCACUGCAGCAACAACAGAGUCGUCAGCCGUUCAACAUGUGUCACCUGUGGGGGCGGCAGAUCCACAGCCAGAUCCACAGCCAGAUCCAGAUCCAGAGAUGACUACGACUGCAAUAACGAGCAGCAUCGAUGGGGUUUUAAGUGCUCGGAACGAAGCCAAUUCCAGCCCCAGUCCCAGCCCCAACACAACUGAAAUGGCAAUGAAAGCAGCGAACGAAAGCGACGACGUCAUCAAUGUGGUCUCCCCAGGCGCCCCCCAGUCAGAGAGGCCUCCAGAGAGGGAGCAGCAGCAACAGCAACAGCAGCAAGCGACGAACCCCACGACAACGGCAGUUAGUAUUCGAGCGACUGUCGAGGAGAGCGCAAGCACAGCAACAACGGCGACGGCGACGGUGCCGCAGCAGUCAAAGUUAACAGCAGCAGCAGCAGCAGCUGAGGAGGCAACAACUGAGGGGGCAACAACUGAGGGGGCAACGCCAACGCAAAACCCAACGGAAAUUGUCCAAAUUAGCAAUGAAGUGAACUUAGAAACGGCCACAGUGCCAGCUCCUCCAGCUCCAGCGGGAGCAACAGCAGAGCCAGUGAGCAAAUCAAAGGAGGAGCAGAAGGAGGAGAAGGAGAAGGAGGAGGCCACUGGAACGACUGAUGACAGCAGUGCCAGAAUUAAAACGAAAACCGAUACGAGUGGGAACAACUUUGUGAAUAAUAGUGUGGCCCAAAGCAUAACAGAGGCGGCCACAGAGGCAGACGCUGCCACCUCCAGCUCCAGCUCUAGACCUGCCACAGCUAGCAGGCAGCCGGAGGUUAAAGAGGACAGCACACAGGCUACACCGCUGUUCAGUGACCUCGGCACGAAGCAGGAAAAUAACGAACACGAAUCGUCGCUGGAAACGAAUAACAUUGGGGAGGCAGCAGAGGAAGCGACGGCGGCCACAACCACAAGCCAGGGACUGGCAACAGCAACAGCAACAACAGCAACAACAGCAGCAGCAGGGCCAGCAGCAGGGCCAGAAGCUCCUGCCCUAAAUGCUUUGGACGAGAGGGAAACAGGAAAAACAGCAACAGGUGCAAAGGGACCGCCACUGUCGUCGUCCUCUGCGUCAUCGGAUGAGCAUUACGAUGAGGAGAACGACACGGGCAAAGGCCAACAACAGGUGGAUGAAGUGCAUGGAAAACAAGUUAUUAUUGAGGAGCAGCAGCCACAGCCAAAGCAAACGUUAGCCAAAAAUAUGGCAGGAAACGGCACAAGCAGCACAACAGAAGAAGCAGCCACCAGGAGCAGCAGCAGCAGCAGCAGCACAACGGCAAAAACAACGACUGAAAUGCAACCUCCACUGAUAUCCCUGCUGGAUGAUACCACAACAAUAUCAACAACCAAAACCACGACUCUCCCCACGCCAACAGAAGUCAGCAGCAGCAGCAGCAGCAGCAGCAUGCUGCCAGAGAACACAACCCUGGCCUAUGCUCCACCGGGCGCCAGCAGCAGCAGCACCACCGAAGACUCUUUUCUGCCUUCGAUCCUGCCCAGUGAACCAGCAGCCACUGCUCCUCCGCCCAUCAUUAUGGCUGCGUUUCCCAACGAUCUGCCAGCCCAGGGCGGUGGCACGGACGUCAACGUGAUCAUUGCCAUCACAGUGAGCGUCAUUGGGGUGGUGGCCCUGAUACUGCUGGUGGCGUUCCUCUACCUGAUGCGGAAGCGUCAGAAGCAGAUGUCCUAUGGCCAGCGGUGUCGGCCCGUCAGCCUCGAUGCCUACUCCCUGGACAAUGUCUCGGUGCUGGGCAGUGUGCGGCGCAAGGGCAGGGAUUUGCGCGCCUCGAAGCGCACCUACGGGAACGCGGCCUUCGACGAUCCCUCGCUGCGGCACAACCUGCUGUCCGCCGCGGAGCUGGGCAGGUUUGUGGAGCGACGUUCCAGCAUAUUCGAGGAAUUCAGGGAUGUGCCGCAGAUCAUAGCACGGGCGGACGAGGUGCCAGCGGGCUGUGAGGAUAGGAAUCGCUACGCCAACGUGAUUCCGCUUCCUGAGACGCGUGUGGUGCUUCAGCGUCGCAGCGAUGAUGACAAAACGGAAUACAUUAAUGCCAAUUAUGUGCGGGGCCCACGAGACGCACCCAACUACUACAUAGCCUGCCAGGCACCCAUGGAGAGCACAACGAGCGACUUUUGGCGCAUGAUCUGGGAGCAGCAGUCGCGUGUGAUCAUCCAGGCCACGGAUCUCAGCGAGAACGGCAUCGAAAAGUGUGCCGAGUAUCUGCCGCCCUCGGCCACGCUGGACAAUCACAGCAGCUAUGGCGACUACCAGGUGACGCUCAAGAACCGCGAGGUCAAGGACAAGUAUGCCAUUUCCACGCUCAUGCUGAAGCGUGUCGAUGGCGAGGAGUGCCGCGAGCUGACGCACUACUGGUACAAGUGGCCAGAGGCGGGCGUGCCCGCCGAGGAGGCGCCCAUCAUUGCCAUGCUGCUGGAGGCGCGCUCCUCCCUCAAGUCGUAUUGCCUGGAGCAGCAGGCCAGCGAUCUGAAGGAGAAAUCCUCAACGGUGGAGUCAUCGGUGGAUGCGGAGGCAGCUGCAUCGGCAGCCAAGGCGGAGCAGAUUAAUGGCAAUGUGGGCAACAGCAGGGGCAACAGCGGCACAGGCACAGGCACACGCAGCCAGCAGGGACCGCUAACCGUUCAUUGUUCUCCAGGUACGGGACGUACCGGCACCAUCAUCGCCUCGGACAUGGCCAUUCGCAGCCUGGAGACGCCCAAGCGGUCCGUGGACAUACCACAGCUGGUGUACUAUGUGCGACGGGGACGUGCCAGCGCCGUUCAGACCAAGGAGCAGUAUGAAUUUAUCUACAAGGUGGCCAACAUGUACGCCACAAAGAUCACAAAUUUAUCCAAUGAUAAUUGAGGAGCAAAACACAACUUUAUCUAUAGAGUAUAUAUAUAUAUACAUAUAUGUAUGCAGAAAUAUGAUUCUAGUUUAGUAUUACUCUCGUAUCUAUCGUAUCGUAUCUACCGUAUCGUACGUUGAAUGUUUUUGCACCUGAUUUAUCGUCGUCGUAGCUAUUUUGUCGGGCUUUGAAUAUCAUUUCAAAAAAAAAUGUAUGUAUUCCUUUAUUAUUGUGAUAUAAUCGUACAUUUUCGUAUAUCUCUUGAUAAUCUGUUGCAUAUUUAUAAUGUACAUUUUGUUUGUUUUUGCACUGGAUCGUGUGUAUGUGUAUAUGCGAUGCAGGCAAAUUUGUAAUUGGAAUUUUUCCAUAUUUUAUUUGUAGAAAGUCAUUAUGUAAUCAAUCUAUUGUAUGUAUCUAUUUUAAACGAGCUUUAAUGUACAUAAGUUAUAACUUAAGUAAGCGAAAACCUGUAUUGAACACUCAUAUUAUUGCGAAAUACAAAGAAAAAGAACCAAUCGA